Messenger RNA from Limulus polyphemus (Atlantic horseshoe crab), 9370 nucleotides. RefSeq names its product protein still life, isoforms C/SIF type 2-like (gene sif). The record is from RefSeq and is a predicted model, not a curated record. Gene Ontology annotation, cellular component: synapse; membrane. Gene Ontology annotation, biological process: activation of GTPase activity; small GTPase-mediated signal transduction; positive regulation of axonogenesis. NCBI's taxonomy places the organism in Eukaryota, Metazoa, Arthropoda, Merostomata, Xiphosura, Limulidae. Gene Ontology annotation, molecular function: protein binding; guanyl-nucleotide exchange factor activity.
GCAGGUGAAUUGGAGUCACGAACGUAUUUACGUAUAUCUUAGCCCAUGAGUAGCUGGAUCGUUAAAAAUACACAUUCACACAUGUAUAGCUUGUUUUCCUGACGUUGUGUUUCUCCACGACCGUCAGCUAUUGGUGGAAACAUGCAAGGCCAGAAGCAUCUAGGCUCUUACUAAUCCGCAGUCGUGAUUGCAGGGGUUGCUGCUUAUUCUGGAGCAACCAGACUAGCAGACAUGAGAGCACGCGCACCGUGCAUCAAGGCUCCAGUCGAUGGCGCGAAAGCAAGACGCGCAGAACGUGAAUGUCUGGUUUAAGUCUUAAAAGCGUUUUCCUGGGCACCUCAUGCGCUGAUGCCACGAUCCACACAUCGCCCAUCUGGAUCAUCGUGUUUAGGAGAAGGACCGCUCCAAGGUGACCAGCUUUCAACUCAGUCGCCGCUCACAGUAUUUGUCUGUUUGUGAGUGUGGUCGAUCUUAUCUACUUUUUCGUCAUGGUGAUGGCACUAGAAGGCCUUACGCGGCUUUGUCCGCUUGUGCUGUUUGACUGGCGUUUGUAUGCCGAACGUGGAAGUCCCAGUUUCUUUCACCGACACAAGGAUAUGGGAAGAGUAGACGAGUGUGAGCUCGCUUUUCUGAAACAGAUGUCUGAUGACGACAGACUGUCUCUCACCACGGCUGUCAGCGACGAGGAAGACGCUGAUACAAGAAACUCACCCUUUCGUUCUCGUUCGGGGACCGCUGCUGCCUCGUUCAACUGUACCGGUGCUGUUAGAAAAGCUGGAUUUCUCAGCGUGAAGAAGUGGCUUCUAAGAAAACAUCGCCAGGUGGAGCUUGCCAAAAAGCGAGGCUGGAAAGGGUAUUGGGUUUGUCUGAAGGGUACCACUCUUCUCUUCUAUCCAUGUGACAACCGUGAUGGUCGAGCAAUUGACAAUACCCCAAAACAUCUAAUAAUCGUUGAUGGAGCCAUCAUGCAGCCUAUCCCAGAACACCCGAAACGGGAUUACAUAUUCUGCUUAAGCACUGCCUUUGGUGAUGCUUAUCUCUUUCAGGCACCUUGUCAGGUAGAGUUGGAGAACUGGAUUAACAGUAUUCACUCUGCUUGUGCUGCAGCGUUUGCAAGGCAUCGUGGGAAAACUGGAACGUUGCACCUCCUGCAGGAAGAAGUUUUUCGUUUGGAGAAAGAGAUCGAAUCGGAUGGAAAGGUGAAGCACAUGGGACUACACUUGACUGUGGUGGGUGAUUCGGAAAGCAAGCAGACAAUAACUACACAGAUCUCGCAACGGGAGGAAAACUUGGAACGAUUACAUUGUGAGCAGUUCCGACUUAGGUGCUACAUGGCGUCACUCCAGAACAGUGAGCUACCAAAUCCUAAGAAUUUGCUCACCAAUGUGUGCAAGAUGACCAAAUCGACUUUGAAUAAGCUUGGGGUAUUUACGGUGUCGUCUUUUCAUGCUUACGUUUGUGCUAGGAGCCCUUCUCUCCUAACGAACCUCCUGGCAGGUAGAGGCGCCACGAAACGACGAUCUCGUGGAUUGUUGUCGAGGUCGAACAGUGGAAGGCGUUCUCUAAGUCAGUCCUUCUCAACACAAAGUAGCUUUGAUCAAUCUACUGACGCGACAGUCACCGUUACGCUUCCGGCUGAAGAGAGUGUCAGUAUUGGUGUGAGGGAGAACAUGACGGUAGAGGAAAUCCUUUGGAGUGCCUGUAGCAAGAAACAACUAUCCCCAAAUGACCAUUUCUUCCGAGCCAAAAGGAAGCAAGAUGAUGGCGAAUAUUACGUUCCUUCAAGACAUGAAAUUGUAGAGAACCUGAAAGAAUACGAAAUUCUUCAGGUCUGUGCCAAGGUUUUGUACCAAGUUGACCUGACCAGAACAACGUUGGAACAUCUGUUCGGCUUCAGCGUGGAGGCGGAGUUAGUGGAGAACGCUGAUCACCAAGACGAACUGUGUGUGUAUGUUAGUAGAGUGGAAGAUGGAAGCUUAGCUAGCCAGCAAGGUUUGAUACGAGGAGAUGAGAUUAUGGUUAUAAAUGGGGCCAUCGUUAGCGACUUGGACAUGAUGUACAUUGAGAGCGUUUUGCAAGAAGAAACGUCCCUUUGUAUGAUGAUGAGAUCUUCCAGAACGGAACCACCUGAUCUCGCUAGCAUCAUGCGCACUACAGAUGACUACAUCGAGUCUCUUGUGUGUCCUCCGCCUCCAAGCGACAGUACAUUGAGUGAAGAAAUGAUUGGAAAACUAAUCGUUCCCUCACCUCUUUGGGGGCCUCAGGACCGAUCUCCAGAAACGUCAGGUCGACCUUCUCCUUCCCCUGUGCCCAUUCAAGAGAGCUCCUCCUUAUCUACGGAGCAAAUAGAAAACCUCCUGAAAGUCAUUGAAGACUCUCGUAAAAAGCCCGCCCUUCCACCCCAAGCUACUGAACAGGUCACGGAGUACGGUAGAUCAUCUCUGGAGAGACGGCGUUCAAGCCUAGAGGGCAGCACUGGUAGUAGUAGUUCUUCCAACCAACCACUCGGACACAGUCGACAGAUGCCUGAUGCGGAAAAACUUCGCAAAGUUAUUAUGGAAUUAAUUGAAACAGAAAGGACCUAUGUGAGGCACAUGAGCGACCUGGUAGCAUGGUAUGCGGAUACCUUACAAAAGCACUUAAAUAGUCUACUAGAACACUACCUCGAGCCCAUGAAGAAAGAGUCGUUCAUCUCGAAUACCGAGAUCACAGCACUCUUUGGUAACAUCCAGGAAAUCGUCCAGUUCCAACGGACGUUUUUACAGAGUCUGGAGGAAGCAAUCUCUGCAGAACCCGACUUUAAUACAUUUGAAAAUUCUAGUCAAUUCAAAAAUGUACUUUUUGCCAUCGGCAAUUCCUUUCUGCUUUAUGCUGACCAGUUUAAGUUGUACAGUUCCUUCUGCGCCAGUCAUUCGAAAGCUCAAAAGGUUCUUCAUCCGGGAGAAGGAAACAGUGCAUUGAUGCAGUUCCUUCAGUCACGUAAUCCAAAAGGACAACAUAGCUUCUCGCUGGAAUCGUAUCUCAUUAAGCCUAUUCAGCGGAUUUUGAAAUAUCCUCUGCUUCUACAACAACUCAAACAUCUGACAGAUUCAUCCUCAGAAGAACAUCGGCACCUGACUGAGGCUCUGAAAGGAAUGGAACGAGUUGCGGAACACAUCAACGAAAUGCAGAGAAUACACGAAGAGUAUGGAGUUAUAUUUGAUCAUCUCUAUCGCCAACACCUCCGCUCUUCGAAACAGAACGUUGACCUCAGCCCUGGAGAACUGUUGUACUACGGUGGCGUUGAAUGGCUGAAUAUAUCCGAAUUUCUAGGCAAGAUAAAAAAAGGAUUGGAAUUACACGCAAUGUGUUUCGUCUUUAAAACAGCUGUUGUAUUUCUGUGCAAGGAGAGGAUCAGGCAGAAAAAGAAGCUGAUGGGUAGCUCUAGCAAAGCCAGUGCCUCUGAGGUCGAGAUUAUUCGAUACCAAGUGCUGAUUCCGGUCACGGAAGUCCAAGUGCGAGCCAGUGGGUUUAAAGAUGGCGAUUCUCAUUUUUUGUGGGAGCUCAUUCACUUAAAAUCUCAGAUACAGAGGCGUUCCGAGAAAAUAUAUCAGCUAUCAAACAGCACAAGUGAUUUCCGAAAUGCAUUCCUUCGAACAAUCCGACAAAUAAUAAGAGAAAGUGUUAGGAACAUGACAGUACCAGUUAAUAAACAAGGAACACGGGAGAAACCCGCUGUUCCUCGAAAACCCCCCGAACUGCAAAAUAUGAGCCGAACGCUCAGCAGCAAAAAAAGUGGGAAAACACACCAGCGCCACUCUGCGGGAGUAGUAAACAACGAGUUCCAGAUCUACGAUAGUGUGGAUCAGAACUUCCGUACAAGAAGUAAAACAGUGGCGGACGGAAUGGCAGAUGUAACUGCCAGUGGUGGCAGCGCCCCCAAGAAUCUGUCCGAGUCAAGAGGACAGUCCCCAGUGCCCGCAUCCGAUAGGUCAGAUAAAUCAGAUAAGUCUGAACGGUCUCAGGGUAGCUCUGGAAAUGGAAAAACUAAUCUUGGAACUACGAAAGGACUAAGCCUUAGUACUGCUUCUACACUUUCCAAUUCCAGCACUGGUAGUUCUUCAGCUAAACUUAUCAUUUCUAGUAAUCCUCCAACAAGCUACCAACCUCCUCCCUCUGAACCUGCAGGGUCGCCGGUCUGGAAACCUAGAGAAAACUCAAUCGACAAAGCAGCCACGCUUCCCCUGCCUCAAAAAGGAAAAGACGCAGAAAGCAAAGAUCAGUAUUUUGUCUAAUUUCAAUUUAUUGACAUAUUUUGGAUAUAUUUUGCUUCUCGCACAAUAUAGUACCGAAAUAUAAAACAAUUUUUAUCUUGGUUGUCAUACGAGUUGACUGAAGAGCAUAAGAAUGGCUUAUUAUUGCUUAGUUAAGUAUGGUGUUUUCCCGUCGCUCAGAUAAGACCAGUGACAUUUUGUGAAUUACUUUAAAAUGUGGAAACUGAUAAUCCAAUAGCUCACAGUUUAAACGCUUUUAAAUUUUACCUAACUGUUCAGACUUGAUUAUGAAUAAUCACGUUGGAAAUCUAGCUGGAGUAAACCAGACUUUUAUCGUCGUUAAUGAUACGGAUUCUAUUUGUUAUUAGGUAAAUGAAAUUAUGACACCGGCUAAAAGUAAUAUAAAGUGAAGAAAAGAAGAAACCGUUUUAUUCUAAAUGCUUUUCAGUGGCCGUAACAUUGCUAAAUGCUAUUGACUUUCCACGGUCUUUUCCACAAAGACGCGUUGUAUAACAAAUUGUGAGGAACGAAACACAGACGUGCUUUAAUGAACAAAAUUCAAGAAAGAGUGGAGAGACAUGUGAGCAUGCCUUUUACUGUUUCAAUUUUGCUUCUACUUUAUUUAUUUAUCGUGAGAAAGUCGUAUCGUGAUGUAGCUGUCUUCUAACUUCCACUUCUAUAACCAAUAACAUCUUAUCUUCAUAGAAGUACUAAUUGAACUGUGAAGUCAUGUUGUUGGCCAUUGAUAGAAAUUUACUUUUUCUGUAAUACUCAAUCUUUUGCAGUGAUAUUCAGCUAAUACAACUAGGUAUUUCGAUCCGUUAUUAAAAUUUAACUUGUGUCUAAUAUACUCCACAAUGUUCUGCACAAUGUAAUAGUGAGUUUUAUGGUGCAACAUCUUAUUAUGUAGACCUAGGAAAUGAAGAGGUGUAAUUUAAGUGUUUUAGUGUUUCUUACAAGCAGCAUGUAUAUUUCCACACUCUCUUAUAAGAUAUGUCACAGUCCCUUUCAGAUGAUGACCUAUAGUUACUGGUUUUUCAUCAAAGAAACCACGUGUUGUAUAACGAAAUUCAGAUGUACAAUUAUUUUAUGAACACGUUUAAUUAGCGCGAUACUGUAUGCUUAGCUUAUUGACGAGUGUUUUUAGUUACAUUUAUUGUAGCUUUCUGUUUAUGUAUGUUUACAACUUACACCUUAUGAUCAUAGUACUAAACUGACAGUUCAAUGCUCAGUGCGAAAAUUUUACUGACAAUCUAUAUAACCUUCAAGCUAAACUCAACAUAUCCUUUUUACAUUUUGGGCCGGACUAGUAAGAUGGCGCUCUAAUUAAAUGAAUGCACGUGGAAACAAAAUAUUGCGCUUUAUAAAACUUCGUAAUCACUUAAUUUGCCAAUAGCUUUAAAAAGAGUUUUUCGAUAUACUAUCACAUAUUUUAAAGAAUUAUUUUUAUUAUUUUUUGUAUCAGUAAAGUAUUGCAUAUCAAUAGCUGUACAUUACGUCCGCGUUUCGAGAAACUCCUUAGUACCUUCCUUUCCUCACAAGCAUUAUUAAUUGUUUAUAAAUGUACUUGUCCUUUAAUGUGUUCAAAAGGCGGCAUUAACUUUACCACAACGUGUAUCCGAAAAAGGGUUAUUGAACAUUCUCAUCGUAUAACAAUUCGCGAGUUUUUACGCAUGCGUAAUGUGAAUAUGAUUCUUCUUUCAAAAAACGACACUUGGCUUCCUUUUAACAAUUCACCAUAUAACAAAUUCACGAGUGUUUGCGCAGGAGUAAUGCUAAUGUAAACCAAGCCAACUUAUUAAGGAGUCUUACAAGGAAGACGUUACGCUUAUCCCCAGCUAUUACUAUAUAAGAGUACCAUUGUAAUAGUUUACUAUCAGAUAGUAUAAUGACUUUAAUCCUGUUUAGCAUAUCGACAGAUCUUUAUAAGGUAGAUUCCAUUUGAACAUUAAAAAAGUACGAAUCCUUGGAUGAACGUGAUCUUUCUUUCGCCUUAGAAGUAUGAAAAAAUUAAAUCAUGUUUAAAUGAUAGAAAACCUGAGAAUUUUAUAGAAGAAACUCAGUUUACGAUACAAUAAGGUAUUAGGUGCUGCACAGUUAAGCCAACACCUUAUAAAUGAGGUAUGUAUUGAGUGGGAUAAAGGUUUUUGUCGUUCACAAUUAAACUUCCAAAAAGAAGAAAAAUUUAUUUCAAUUAGAAGAUAAUUCUUAAAGUGGUUUAUAAUUCUUCUUGUUCUUUCCCACUGUACCAUAAGAUGUUAUCAUUGGUAAACUUAAGACUAACAAAUGUAACUAAGUUAUUUUGCUUAAAGUGCUUUAUAAUUCUUCUUGUUCUUUCCCACUGUACCAUAAGAUGUUAUCAUUGGUAAACUUAAGACUAACAAAUGUAACUAAGUUAUUUUGCUUAAAGUGCUUUAUAAUUCUUCUUGUUCUUUCCCACUGUACCAUAAGAUGUUAUCAUUGGUAAACUUAAGACUAACAAAUGUAAGUAAGUUAUAUUGCUUAAAGUGCUUUAUAAUUCUUCUUGUUCUUUCCCACUGUACCAUAAGAUGUUAUCAUUGGUAAACUUAAGACUAACAAAUGUAACUAAGUUAUUUUGCUUAAAGUGCUUUAUAAUUCUUCUUGUUCUUUCCCACUGUCCCAUAAGAUGUUAUCAUUGGUAAACUUAAGACUAACAAAUGUAACUAACUUAUUUUGCUUAUCAGAUAGUUAGACUAACAUUUCUUUUAAAUACCUCCCACUUUCCAUAUGUGUUCCGAAAUGUAUUUCAACGUCCAUGUCGAUUACUGUGUGACUCGUACUUAGCUGUUCACGUGUUUUAAAUCGUGCAUUGUGAAAUCUAGCAAAUAACCUGACAUUUAUGGCCCAGUUAACAAGGGUUGGGAAAUAAAUUGACGUUUAGUUUGUUUAGGCCAAACAACAAACUACUCUAACUGUGUUGAAAUGUAAGCAACAUAUUCCCCUUUAAGUACGGUUAUUUCUUCCUUCGUCUCGAGCGAGAGCUUCACCAUGUAAGUUUAGUAAAAUUCUGCUGUGAUGCUGCGAAUCCACUUGCGUACAGCUGCUUAAAGACCAUUAAUUGUAUAGAAAUGUUGUCCACGCAGACUGAUGCUUGAAAAACAAAACCAAAAACAUGAGCGUUACCUUAUAUUUUACUAGAUGAGGACUACGUACGUUACGAUCUUGACCACAGCACGUUCUUCACAAACCACUUAUAGCCACCAACCUAUAAUUGGAUUGAAUGUUAGAUAAAUACAUGCUACAUGUGCCAUAAGGUUAGGAUGGACAUUGACAUAUUAACACAACCAUUCAUCGACAGUUUACUUGUAUUCAGCUUUUGCAAAAGAAAGUCUUAGGGUUUUUUUUUUCUAAUAUUCCUCUUACUUAGCCAAACGGCUUACGAGGAGUAAGUCAGAAAGAACAUAAAGUUAUGUGAUAAUUACUUAUCGAAGUAAAUAAAGUAUGAGAGUAACCGCAAUAGAAACAGAGCAAUAUUGAAGUUUACCCAUUCUAUUAAAAGGCACAUACUGACCAGGAUUUAAACGCAUUUGUCGGUUGUUAAACAAUUGGUUUUUUAUUUAUAACCUUCAUUAGUUAGCUUUUUUUUCCUACUUAACUUGAAAACCUGCUAAUAAAAAAUUUAAAUCUGAUGAAAAAGGUAUUUGAACUUAAGUAGUUUAAUCUGUUAAUCUAUCCGCAACACUACAGCAUCGUUUCUCAAUGAUUUGUUACGUGUAAAUGUAUUGCAGUUAAAAAAAAUUAAAGUCAACCUCAUAAUAGAGUAUUUAAAACCUUAACGACUUAAGUCAAUUUCUUUUGCAGAGUCUUAGUGAAUGGCGCAAUUAAAUAUAAAGAAUUUAUUUUUGUACAAAUUUACUGAAAUGUGUAAAAAUACUCGUAAUGUGUUACAAAAAACUAUCUUUCAGAUAUUUUAGUUUUCUGUAUUUGAUCCAAAAUUCUUUGUAUUGGAAUGACCCUCAGGAGAUCUGUCAAACAACUAUAACAGUUGAUUUACUCUUGCUUGUUAAUCUGUAAUGCAAACCUUUUUUGUCUUAUCUUAAAAAUAGCGUGAUGUCGAUGAGAAUGUAAAAGACGUCAUCAUCACUAGUCUACUCUUUAUUGCUGCAUUGCUGUUAUAACGGUACAGGGUAAGAAUUACGAAAAAAUAUUUUUUUCGUUGGUCGUUGAAUUUCACUUAUAGCUACAUCAACUGCUCUGGCUGUUCCUAAUUUUGAAGUGAUAGACUAAACAGCUAGUCAACACCUAUCACUGUCAACUUUUGGGCUACACUUGUUAGAUCGAAUAGUGAGAUUUCACUGUUGCUCUUCUAAUGCACCCAUAAUAUGGAGCGUGAUUUUUUGGGGUGUGUGGAAAUGGGACACGAACCACAGAACCUCAUCUCCAUUGUUCGGCACGGUAACCAUCGGCGUUAAUGAACUAGCUUACUUAUUAGUAAACUUUCUUUGUGAACAACGCUGUAUUUCAAAAUAAUACCCUACAAACGACGAGGUUAAAAUGCCCUCUCCCUGCUGUAAAUAUUUGGAUGAGAGCAUUUCGCCAACUAAACUGCUCCUUUUAGAAAGGAACAAUCAGAAUUUCAAAUACUAUUGGAAUAAAACAUUUUUAUUGUGCAUUGUCGAUAAUGUGAUACUUAUUUCGGCAUUACGAAUACAAAGAAAUUUCACCCCCCCCCAAAAAAAAACACGUUAGACAAGUUUUUACCCGAGAAUGUUAAAAUUAUCUUGAAAUCGGAAGCUUAACAAAAAGAGACAUCAGCUUUUAUUUAACUUAGCUAUAUGAUAACAUGAGGGUUAACGUGUGGCAUCACAGCAAAAAUAAUAGGAAGAGUUUAGAACAAAUGAACAGACAAAAUCUUGUUCAAACAACUGAAAAGCCACACACACACGCAGUAUAUUAUAUUACUUUGUUGCUGUUGAAACUUAGUUGAAUUUUUUUCAGUAGUACUCGAAAAGAGAAAAUAUGAUUCAGUGACUGUAUCUAUAAGUUAUCCAGGUGACUGUGUCAAAGUUUUCACUGGUCAAUAAGAAUACUGUUGCAUCAGCGAGGUCACAUGACUAGUGUCACGCCACGUUUCUAGAACUAUCCUGUACCUUGGC